Grosmannia clavigera kw1407 is the source of this 2148-nucleotide messenger RNA. Its product is annotated as phd finger domain protein. Gene Ontology annotation, molecular function: RNA polymerase II transcription regulatory region sequence-specific DNA binding. NCBI's taxonomy places the organism in Eukaryota, Fungi, Ascomycota, Sordariomycetes, Ophiostomatales, Ophiostomataceae. The transcript has 4 exons. The record is from RefSeq and is a predicted model, not a curated record. Gene Ontology annotation, cellular component: nucleus. The coding region runs from base 1 to 2148 and encodes 715 amino acids. Gene Ontology annotation, biological process: transcription elongation by RNA polymerase I; transcription antitermination; regulation of mRNA 3'-end processing.
AUGGCCGAUCCGGAGCCACGUCGCUCUGUUCGAAGCACAAAAGGCCAACACAAAGCGCUAGAGCAACUCGGCCAACCAGUCGAAGCCAAGAGAAGAGGGAGGAAGGCAGGAAAAAAGUCGGAUGAUAAGCAGGAUGAAUCUGAGGAAGAGGUUAUUCGCUGCGUUUGUGGCGCCACUGAGCAGGACGGUGACCCUGGCGAGCCAUGGAUUGCGUGCGACAGGUGCGGCGCUUGGCAACACAAUGUCUGCAUGGGCAUGAGCGUUUACAGCGAAGACCUUGCGAAGGAUUAUUUCUGCGAGCAGUGCAAACCCGACAACCACAAAGAGCUUUUGAAUGGUAUGGAACACAACGAAAGGCCUUGGGAGGAACGGCGUAAGCUUUACGAAGAAGAAAAGGCAUCCGGGAAAAAGAAGAGGGGUGGGCGAAAGGCGAAGCCCAAGCGAAACAGUGACAUCCGGGAAGACUCUGCCAAAGCGUCCCCGCCGCCUGAGCUGAAGAAAGACCAGAAACUAGCCGCAGGAAUCAAGCGAAAGUCAAGAUCAGGUUCCGAAGAUCAGGAGGUGAAGGAGACUCAAAAGCGAAAAUUGGCCGAGAAAAAUAACUACCCAAUUUAUAUUCCACCCGACGACCUACCGGAAAAUAUUACGGGCCUUCUCGAUGCACGUCAGCCUCCUGCUCGCGGUCUCUUCCGAGCCAUGUAUGAAGUUCUUGGUGGGCUUCAUAAGAAAGGCGAAAUUACUUUGGUGGACGAUGAGACAGUUGAGUUGGUAGCAGAACGAUUCGCCAUCCAGAUUGAAAGGGCUGUGCACGAUGAACAUCCCAGCCACAAAGAUUACGGCGCGCAAAUACGAACGCUUCGCUUUAAUCUGAAGGAAAAUCCCGAUUUAAGCACUCGACUGUUGGCGUCGACGCUGACACCCCCGAUGCUAGCAGUCAUGACAAGCGACGACCUAGCGUCCAGUGAGCUGCAACGGAAGACUGCAAAAAUGAAAGCCCAAGCUGAAAGACAGAGCAUUCUGGGAACGGAAGACAACGCUCCUCGUCUCAGACGCACGCACAAGGGGGAGGAGCUGGUUGAGAAGGACAAUACUAGUCUGAUCAGCGAGGACAAACCGCCCUCGUUGCGGCGACAGAGUAAUCGAGAGGCUUUGAUUGCAAAACCUCAAGUCCACGAGCAACACAAGAACGCCGUUGAACCCCAGGUACAUUCUGGACAAAGGCAAGCAUCGAUAAAGGGAAGUUUGCACAUCGAAACACAGAACGAUUCUGCUCGAGGAGGCUUCGAUAUAAAAAAGGUAUUCUCGAGUGUUCGGUCCCCGAUUACGCCGCACGCACAGCGGUCGUCAUACUCGCAACCACCUACUGGCAGCACCGGACCUGGGGCAGAUCCCGAGGUCGACCGGCUUUUACAGGACGAUGGGGAUGAGUCGCCACCAUAUUCUCCGUCGGAUGAUACAGACCCUGAUAUCGUUUGGAAAGGGAGUGUUGCCAUGAACAUGGUAGCAAACUUUCAAGCAACCGCCCGGCAUAUCGGAGGAGUCAACCUCACCACAACUAUCGGUCUACCAUGGAGCACGCUUAUUCCCAAAGCCCUCACCGUAGCUGGGCGCAUUGACGAACAGAUUGCGACAGAAUACUUGUGUAGCUUACGAUACAGCGCACCUACUGAUGUUACUGUGGCCAGCUUAUCCCCGGCCACCGAUGCAGCAACAUCUGGAUUUCUUUCAUUGGUUGAUUACUUCACUGCAAGGAAGAGAUACGGGGUUGUUGGAGAGAAGGGUGUCGGCAACGUCCGCGACACCUAUCUUGUUCCCGUACCAGCCGGAACAAGUAGUCAUCCAGAGUUCAUGCUAAAUCUGGAGGAUAACUUUAUACCUGUCUCAAGAGCAGCCCCUAUGUUGUUACUGGUUGUUGUCUAUCGGAACGAUGAAGCGGCCAUGGAGAGGCUUCGAGGACCAAAUUGGGCCCGGCACUACGGCUACGACGGCUCUCAAAAUUGCCAGCGACGCCCCACGAAAUCCUUCGUCUACAACCCCUUUAUCGGGAUCCGCGUUAUGUUCCCAGCCUGCACCUGUCCAAACGGCAUGUGUGCCACUUCAAGCGCCACAUACAAGCUCAGGCCUACCAGCUGUGUCCCCAGUUAUUGA